AUGGGACAGCUUCCUCUGGAAAGAGUAAUCCCGUCUCGGCCAUUCCUUAAUUCCGGUGUGGAUUAUGCCGGUCCGCUUCACCUCAAAAAUUGGAGAGGAAGGAAUUCUCGAACCUAUAAGGCAUGGAUUGCCCUUUUUGUAUGCCUUUCGACAUCGGCAGUGCAUAUCGAACUUGUCACUGAUUGCUCUACUGAAGCCUUUAUCGCUGCUUAUAAACGGUUCACGUCAAGAAGAGGAAUAUGCGCAACGUUAAUUAGCGAUUGUGGAACGAACCUGAAAGGAGCUGAUGUCGAACUUCAGCAGUUGUUCUCAGCUUCCUCGAAGGAACAUGAGAAUCUAGCAUCACUUUUAGCCAAUGACGGUACACACUGGAAAUUUAUCCCGCCGUCAGCACCACACUUCGGUGGAAAAUGGGAAGCUGGAGUUAAGUCCGUUAAGCACCAUCUAAGAAGAGUCGUUGGAGAUCAUCUACUAACUUAUGAAGAAAUGAUAACCUUUCUCACGCAAGUUGAAGCAGUGCUUAAUUCUCGACCACUUUGUCCUCUCACCGAUGAUUCAGAUGAUCUCCAAGCCUUGACAUCUGCACACUUUCUCAUUGGAAGUACAUUGACUACUGUACCUGAACCUUCACUUGAAACCAUCAAAGUCUCGCAUCUUUCUCGAUGGCAACUAACCAGGCAAAUGCUCGAAAGAUUCUGGCAUCAUUGGUCAAAGGAAUGUCUGCAGCGUUAUCUGGCCAUCUACAAAUGGAAUAAAAAUACCCCUUCUCUCCGCGAAGGCACUCUCGUACUAAUUACGGAUGAACGAUAUCCUCCCUCCAAGUGGCCUUUAGGCAGAAUCAUUACUUUACAUCCCGGUAAAGAUGAAAAUGUUCGAGUUGUCACUGUUCGUACUCAAACCUCUACACUAAAAAGACCUGUUGUCAAGCUCUGCCCUCUUCCAACGAUUCCAAGUAAUUGA
Mycetomoellerius zeteki is the source of this 960-nucleotide messenger RNA. RefSeq lists its product as uncharacterized. The record is from RefSeq and is a predicted model, not a curated record. Gene Ontology annotation, molecular function: nucleic acid binding. The transcript has a single exon. Gene Ontology annotation, biological process: DNA integration. The coding region runs from base 1 to 960 and encodes 319 amino acids. Lineage: Eukaryota; Metazoa; Arthropoda; Insecta; Hymenoptera; Formicidae.